Molecule: messenger RNA, 1233 nt
Organism: Elaeis guineensis (African oil palm)
Lineage: Eukaryota; Viridiplantae; Streptophyta; Magnoliopsida; Arecales; Arecaceae
Product: CASP-like protein 5B3
Cellular component (GO): membrane
Source: RefSeq, a predicted model, not a curated record
GAGGAGUAGCGUAUCGUAAUCAUCUUAGUAGGCUGUCUUUUCCUUCUGUUCUAGAAUUCUCACGACGAUCGACCGAGCUGCAUUCAAAUCCGAAGAGAGAAUCGAGGGUUGGAAGAAGAAAUCAGAAAGAAAGUAGCUCAGAACCGACCAUCAGGCGCGGAGAGCCGCGAGGAUUGGUAUGAAGUUCCAGUUGUAGGAGGCGGUCCGAAGAAAUAUAGGACUUUUGUUGGAAUCUAGGGUUCUUUAAGGAGGAGGAGGAGGAGGAGGAGAUGAAGGUGGUGGUGGGGAGCCCAGGCACUUGGAGCGGGCUGCUUCUGAGGAUCGGGCAGUGUGCCUUCGCUGGUGCUUCGAUUGGGGUCAUGGUCUCUGCUCUAGGGUUCUCCAACUUCACCGCUUUCUGCUAUUUGAUUUCUUCUAUGGGCCUACAAGCAUUAUGGAGCUUGGGACUUGCAUGUGUUGAUAUCUAUGCUUUAAAGAUUAAAAGAGAUCUGCAUAAUCCUAUGUUAUUAAGCUUGUUCGUGGUUGGUGACUGGGUAACAGCAGUUCUGUCACUUGCGGCGGCAUGCUCUUCAGCAGCUGUAACAGUUCUGUUUGCAAGAGAUUCAGACUUCUGCAGAAUGAUUCUCCAACUCUCAUGUGGCAAGUUCGAAAUCUCCAUUGCAUUGGCUUUUAUCACAUGGCUGCUAAUUGCCAUAUCUUCCGUAGUGAUGUUUUGGCUCCUGGCAUCAGUUUGACGGGUCUUGUAUGUAUCUUUCUUUUUGUGAUAUCCAUUACUGCUAAAAAAGAAAUGAAAUUCACCAUAAUUCAAGAAAAUGGUCCUUAGUUUUGAGCUGCAAGUCACUUCCCAAGUUGCCAGAACAUAUUUAUUGUGUGCUUGCCUGUACGAUAAAGUUCUAGUUCGUGUAAUGCUUUACAAUCCAACCUUGUCAGCAUUUUUCUGCAUCCACUGCAACAGAUAACGACAAUGCUGGCUAUGGAAGCAUCGAAAAAUAAGCUUCCUUUUUCGCCGUCCUUUCUUUCAUUUGUUCAUGUUUUCCUAUGUUACAGUAAGAAUAGCUUCUGAUUGAGAGGCUUAGGUGGAGUCCUAGAUAGUGUGGCAUUCUAUAGAAAGGCUGAUUUAGUUGCCUCCACACUGUGGUAUUAUGUAUCAUCAUAGCUCAUUUUGUAAGGUUUUUCAUGCACUCAGAAUGGAAAAACUGAAAGUGGGGGAGCUGAAAGAAGAGACUAUGAAAA